GUUUUAAAAUCCUCUGCAAGUCUGUAAAUCUGAAAAAGUCUACUUAAUGGUGGCAAGCAUGGAGGAGCAGUCAGUGGAUGAUGCUAAGAAUCCAGGACAGCAGGAGUCUGCCUAUGGUUCACUGGAAUCCAGCUCCCAAGGUCCAUCUCAGAAAAGUAGUUACAGUGGCAGCAAGAGUCUAACAGUGGGCCAGCCACAGAGUGGUUUUGGCGACAAUGUGAUUUUUUUGGGAAAUCUUAAAAAUAGAUUGAGAGAAAUCAAGCAUAAAGACCACAAAAGAAAAAAAUCAAAGGAAAAGACUGAUAAACUGCUUGUCAAGGAGAAGACUGAGAAGGUUGUCAAAGAGGAAGAGGAAGAUAAAGAGAGGGAGAAGACAAGAGCAGUGGAGCGUGAUCCCAGACUGAGCAGCGACACAGCCAGCAGUAUUGCAACAGGAGUUGAGGAGAGCAUCUCAACAUUCAACUAUCACAACAAUGACGGGGACGAUAAGGCUGAUCAACCAACCCUGGUGUAUACUCAGGCUCUUAAUUACAUUCGAAAGAUUAAGGAACACUCUGCAGAACAAGGAGUUUCCUUUGCUAGUCAAGAGCUUGUACAACUGCCACAAGACACUCAUCAUGUGGCUGCCUUCCUCAAGACCUUUAAGAGUGCUCAUGGUUUUACCGUUGCCAUCAGCGUUCAGGAUGGCACAGUGCUGCAGAUCUCGCCAUCAGUAACUGAUGUCCUGGGUUUCCCAAAAGACAUCCUUAUCGGGCAGUCCUUCAUUGACUUUGUCUACCCUAAGGAUUCAAUUAACUUAUCAUCCAAAAUCAUUCAUGGAUUAAGUAUGCCAUUCAGAAAUGAAUCACUCAAUGAUAAUUAUGGCACAUCAUUAUUUUGUCGGAUGCGUGUAUGUCACGAUCUGAAGACUUCUGGUGUUGGUGUUCACAAUAAACGCACCCAUUACAAGCCAUGCAAGAUUAUUCUGAAAUUUCAUGAUGCUUCACGUCUGGAUGAAACUACUCCAUCUAGUGGAACCAACUCAUCUCUUCUGCUGGCAGAAGUUAUUCCUAUAGAAAGUGUUUACACAGUACCUGAAGAGACACCAACGAUGGGGAGCUUCAGUAUCCGCCAUUCUGCAUCUUGCAACUUCUCUGAGUAUGACCCUGAGGCCAUUCCAUAUUUGGGUCAUCUGCCUCAGGACCUAGCAGGGAAUUCUGUGUUUGACUGCUAUCAUCCUCAGGACUUGCCUCUCCUCAAAUCUGUUUAUGAAGGAAUGGUGAGAGAACAGGGUAAACCCCACAGAAGUAAACCUUACAGAUUUCGAACCUACAAUGGAAGCUACGUUACCCUCCAGACGGAAUGGCUCUGUUUUGUUAAUCCAUGGACGAAGAGAAUUGACUCAAUCAUCGGUCAGCACCAAGUGCUGAAAGGUCCCAGUGAUAUAGCUAUAUUCUUAGAUCCUGAGGAUAAGACACAGUCAUCUCUGCCUGAAGAAGUCAUGAAGGAGGCACAACAAGCACAAAAUGAAAUAAUAGAAUUAUUAGCAAAGCCAGUUGCUACCUACAAGGACCCCAGCAAAGAGUCGGAGGUGAGGAGAAGCAUGCCAGUUCACAAGAUGAGCUCCACAAUGGAUGAGUUAGACACCAUGGAGAAAACCAGGAGCAGUCUUGUAGAGAAAGCUGCAGCACCACAGAGAUUGAGCAGCCAUCGCCCUGUACGUGUGCUCCUGGCACCCAGUCAACCCAAUUCUGUUCAAAAAGGUCAGGAAAGUGUCAAUUCCUCAUCCGAGUCACCUUCCAGUUAUGGUCAACUUAACUACUCGGAAACCAUUCAUAGGUUCUUCCGAAGUCACCCGAAGACUACUUCUUCUGAUGAAAAUGGUGACAGCAAGAUGGAGGUGUCACAUACAGAAAGUUUAGAUGGGAAGAGUAGCUACCAUCCUGCCUUUUCUUUGUGUGAUGGUUCAGGGAACCACAAGCAGUUGCAGACGCUUUCCCACUCACAGUCACAGUCCGGGUCCGGGUCGGGCGAUAACUGUGAUCAUACCAGAAAAUCAGAGAGCACUGGAAAUGGGAGCGGGAGUGGCGAGAACAGCAGGACCCCAAGCAUCGGUCACUCUUACUGCCAUACCCAGCUGACUGAAGAAGUGCUCUCUAAACACAAUGCUGACAUGCAGAAAAUCUUCAUGCAGCAGCAGCGAGCUGGAGACAAAUCUUGCAAGGAUAAGUACAAAAUAAAGUCAUUGAGAAAACCAUUGAAGAGACACAGUGAUCAAAGUGGAGGCAUUAAGCGAUCAGGUGGUAUUCUAGAUCACGAAGCAAGUGUACACAAGCAACCUUACCUUGCACCAUCUGCAGCGGACACAACGUCUUCCUUCAAGCCUCCACCAAAUGUGUGGAUGCAGCCAGAUAAUAACCUUCACAUUCCAAACUCUGGUCCGAGUGGAGCAGGUGCAGGACACAGCAGUGGCCAGGGAGGCAGCAGUUUACCUUCUCCUUCAUAUCCAGGCAUUGUGCCAGGAUUUUACUUCCCAACAAGUGCAUUUACUGUGAACCCUCUGCCUCCUGUUGAUCCUCUGAACAUAACUCGAGUGCCUGGACCCACACUUGUCAUGCCCACACAACAGUCAACUUUUAUACAGCCUCAAGGUGUGGCCAUCCCUCUGCAGUACAUGGGUGAUCUUCCUGGUGUGAUGUACCAGACUGUGGCAUCACCUCUCUUCAGUGCUGCUCCACUUGUGCUGCCUAACAUAGUUUACCAACAUACGGCCUUCCACUCACCUCUAGCACACAUACCAGGCAUACCUACAGAGGCAGACAAGCCUUCACCAGUCCACACAGACCAGUCACCAAAGAACUCAAGUACUAAAUGUUCUGCUACUCACUUGCGGCGCCCCGACUCCCAGGCUACAUCAGUUAAAGCAGAGCCAGGCUCAGCAAGGGGCAGCACUGCCUCAGCCUCGGGCAAGAUUAUCUGCUCUCACUCACACGUUGCUGAAAGUUUACGCUCCUAUGUAGAAGAUACGCCACUACCGUCUCCAGGUUGUGUGCCCAAGGAUUCUCAGAUGAAGUGUGACUCAUCACAAGUAUCGCAGUUCUCACAGUCAACUAGCGUCCUGGCAGAAGCUGAAAGUAUAGGUUCACCUGGGAAGCAAGACAAGAUGGUAGUUGAGGACUGUGAGCCACUUCAUGAAAACUCCAGUGACAAGGUGUCGUCUGCUACCAGUUCCUUAUCCUCUCUCAGAGAAUACAAAUCCACCGAUGAAAGUAUGCAAAAUAUAUCAGAAAAUUCGGAAAACAGUGAGAUUUCAUCGUGUGGAAUAAAAUGGAACGUACCGCGGUCCAAGUGUCAGCCUCCUGUCUUGAAUGACCCACCCUGGAUGGACGAUGUCAAGGUUACCCCGCAGCUGUUUUACAGGUACCAGAUGGAGACCAAGGAGCUAGUUGAUGUUCUUAGGCAAGAUAUGGACAUGCUCAAAAGAACACAGCAGCCUGCAUGGGUCGAUGACCAGUUGUCUUCACUCUACAACGAGCUGGAGCUGGAGGGCUCUUCUAUGGAUCUUCACUUGGAUGAAGGUAUCACCUCAUCAUCAUCAUCUGGGGAAGAUCAAGCUGGCACCUCAACACUGACUUCCCCAAGAAAAAAGAAGUCAAGCAUGUAUUUCAGCAAGAUGGCUAUGGUUCAUGAAGAAGAAGCACCACUGCCGCCUGCCAGUGUGUGGAACACGAGACAGCAGCAGCAAGCACAAGAAUCCUCCAGCUCUUCAUCAUAAUAGUGCUCUUAGUCUUGCUUCAUCAUAUCACUAAACCUAAGCUAAUAAGGCCAAAUAAGUGGUAUCCACAUUGGACUCCUUGAGCAAAUUAGGUUGAUAUUCAUGUUUUUGUAAAAACUAUGAUAAAACAUUACAUCUCUUGUCAUAAGAUUUUUGAUACACUUUAAUUAUGUAACAUUACUCUGAAAAUCCUUACUUUAAAAAUAGACACUAAGUACAAACUUAAUAUUGCACUCCCUAGUCUAAGAUAGUCCUAAGUAUGUAUUUAAUAAGAGAACCAAAACAAGGAGAAUUUAUAUGAAACUGAGUUAAGGUAUGGUAGCAGUAACUGAGGGGCUGAUUACCUCAUCUCCUACCAUCUCCAGCUUCAAGACCUUCACUUACUUCUAUAUUAAACUGAUAUAGCCACUGCUUGGCAAAACAUCAUGAGAAGAUAGAUACCCAGGUGUUACACACAUCUCUUAUUCAUCAUUAAGGUCAUCUUGCUGCAUCUGUUUUACUGUUUUCUCUAAAUGACAUACCAUCUGACAUUAUUACACUAUUCUUAAGUUUUUUAUCUGUUUCUUUUGUUCUGUGAGAUGGUCUGUUCUGUAUUCUUUGCUCAUUUCAAGUUCUUCAUGCUUCCUGUAUGUAAUGUAAGCAACUGAAAUUUGUAACCAUUCAAUAUGUUAUUUUCAUUUAUCCAUUGGAAGAUAUGGAUAAUAUCUGAUGGCAGUCCUUCUGCAUCUCCUACUGAGGCAGCUUACAUACAAGUUAACAAAUAAGACAUUUGUGCACACACUUCAGUAUCUGUAUGGCUGAAACAUUUCACUUCCUCAACAAACUUUUUCAGUCAAAUAUAACUGAACAUAGCACUGCAGACAAAAGUUAUUUUGAGGGGGGGAGUCAGUCACUUAGCCUCAAGCACUUGUGCUGGCCCUGUAUUUAACUGAAGAAACCUGAUAUGGAGGCAGAAUGUUUCGAUAACAAAUCUAUCCAAAUGUUGCAUAUGUGUCUUAUUCAUCUUCCUGAGCACUGUAUGAAUCAUGCAGGUUCAGUACUUUCCCAUGACUAUAAUAAAAAAAUUGUAUAUAAUUGCAGUAGCUGCUAUUAUUUUAGCAUGUUUUGCAGCAUGAUUCAAAAUAUUAACCAGUGUUCAAAUGAUUAUUUCAUUGUAGCCCUGGUCAAUAAUCCAUCACACAAAUUGCAGCUACUAAAUUUUUUAAGUUUUUGUAACAUAAGCCAUCUUGAAUUUUAACAUGAUCAGUGAACUGAAACCUGAAACUAUUACUAGCAGUGGUGAGUGCAGUUUUUCAAAAAGGAUGAUUCAACAAGGGAGGACAAGUCAUAUGAACUGGCAUAAAUUUUAUAAGAAUUAUCCUCAUUCUGUUAACUUGGUCCUAGAGAAGGGGUCAAAUUUAAGGUUUUAUUAUAGGUCUAUUUUUAAAGGGUAGAUAUUGAGUGUGAUUUGAAUAUCAUACUCGACACAUACACACACAACCUAUAAGUAUAUAUUGGGCAAAAACUAAAGGUUCAAACUAGGAGUUAGUAAAAUUUCAUUGUUAUUAGGAUUAAGACUUGUGAUGUUAUAUGUUUAGCCCGGACUGAUGUCAUUUUGUUUUGUAUGAACAGACAUCUUUUAUUUUCUCUGUACAGUAUAGGGUAGCAUCUUUAUCAGCUCAAGUUUACACCAGCUAUGACAUCCCAGUGUUUGUUAUGGUACUAGUCACAUUUUUAUAUCCACUGCAUUUGUCUCAUGUAUGUCAACAUUUUGUACCAUAGUUAGAUUUAAAAAAAAAAAUCACAAAUCAUAUUCUGUAUAGAAGUGAAAUUUUUAAAUGCAAAAAUGCCAUUCCCAGUUACUAGUUUCCCUAGUUCUGAUUUUCACCAUGAGUGUCUAAGAUAUUCCUAACAUUGUUCACUAGUCUGGGUCCUUGGAGGUGGGAUACCAUGAUCAGUAUAUUGUAUCACAUGAGAUUUAUUAUAAACUCCAGCAAUUAUUAUCUAGUUAUUUAUUUGAAAAUGAAAAUGAGAAUGUUUAUUUCCUUGCAAAGUUUACAGUGUGUGGUUUAAAUAUAAAAUAUUAAUUACAAAGAAGGCCACUAGCAUGCCUAGGCAUUUCAGUUAGUUUAAUAUGUUUAUUAUGCACCCCAUACCCAUCCUGUGGGCGGUAGUCAAAAGAUUACAGAGGUACAUAAUUGGUACAGGCAUUUCAGGUAGACUAAUCCUAAUUCUUACUCUGUAUUGACGUAAGUUAUAAAGCAGUACAUUUUAAUAUACAUUAUUGCAUAUUGAUAUAAAAGUUUAGAGCUUUAAUGUUGAGAAGAUUAUAACUGAAAUUUAUAGGUACUGUAUUAUACUUGACUAAUGUUGUUGAAUUUCAAGACAAUAAGAAAUUAAGUAAAAAUAAUAAAAACCUCAGUGUAGCUUCAGCUCUUACAGUUGGCUAAGUAAAAUACGCUGUGAACAUAAAUAUAUGUACAGUACAUUAUUGAGUUAUACCUAGAGUAACCCAAUCAAUAAAGUUACACAAUGUAACUUAUUUGCACUGCAGUUCUUAAGUACUUUGUGCAAGUUGUUUGAUAUAAAUGAGAUUGUACUAAUGUGGCAAUGUUUUCAUGGAUAGUCCUCUGAAGUGCACACACAAGAGAAUAACAUCAACAAUAUAGGCUAAGUUUACCAGAGUGGUAUUCAAUAACCUAGACAGUGAAUCAUUCCAAACUCUUUUUAGCUUGUAUGUGCAAUUUUUUCUUGAUUGUGGGGUGUCAUUGCAGAACCCUCGUAUAGUAAAACAGAAAUUUCAAAGGAGUGCAUGAAGACUGCUACCUGAGAAGAAGGAAAUGAACUAUGAAAGAAUGUAAGAACUAGGACUAAUGUAACUUCUUAAAGACCAACAAGAGGGUUAGGACCACAACUAGGCAUGGGACAAUACCAAAU
Cherax quadricarinatus is the source of this 6670-nucleotide messenger RNA. The record is from RefSeq and is a predicted model, not a curated record. NCBI's taxonomy places the organism in Eukaryota, Metazoa, Arthropoda, Malacostraca, Decapoda, Parastacidae.